Molecule: messenger RNA, 1979 nt
Organism: Aspergillus alliaceus
Lineage: Eukaryota; Fungi; Ascomycota; Eurotiomycetes; Eurotiales; Aspergillaceae
Exons: 1
Coding region: 498-1760 (420 amino acids)
Source: RefSeq, a predicted model, not a curated record
GAUUUGGCAGCUCGCAAUCCGGUGGAAAAGAGCGGUGGGGGCCUAGGCGUGGUUCUGGCGCUGGGGGUGCUGGAGGGGCUUAUGCUCGCGGAUCGAACUUCAGUGGUAACGCUGGUGGACAACGGGGAAAUCCUGGAGGAAACUAUGGAGAUCCUCCGCCUGGGAAUCAGUAUGGUGCCGGUCCUCCGCCUCAGACACCCCCUCCUAACGCUGGUCCAGGGCCAAAUAGAUCCGACUCGGCGAGGGCCGAGGAGAAGGCCCGACAAGAAGCAAAAGCUCGUGAAGAAAGAGCCCGAGAAGAGAAAGCUAGAGAAGAAAAGGCUCAAGAAGAGCGUGUCCGCGAGAAGAGAGCUCGGGAGGAGAGAGCUCGGGAGGAGAGAGCUCGAGAGGAAAGAGCUCGAGAGGAAAGGGCCCGCGAAGAGAAGGCUCGUGCAGAAAAGGAACGUGAAGAAAAGGCCCGUGAAGAAACGAGGCGAAAGGAAGAGCUUCGUCGGAAGAUGGAGGAAUUCAAGCGGAAGAGAGAGGCUGACCAACGAGAAAAACAACGACAGCGCGAUCGCGAGGCAAUGGAGAAGGAACUGCGUGAGCGUAGGGAGCAGUUCGAGAAAGAGAUGGCUGCUGCCAGAGAAGCAGCAGCGAAGGAGGCACGAGAGCGUGCUGAGAAGGAAGCAGCCGAGAUCCGCGAAAAAGAAGCGAAAGCCGCUGCGGAAGCGAAAGAAAAGGCUGAACGGGAAGCUGCUGAAGCCAGAGCCAAGGCGGAGAAGGAAGCUGCAGAGAAGGAAGCCGCCGCGAAAGCUGCCGCGAAAAAGGAGGCUGAUGCCAAAUUUGCAGCCCUCAAAGAGGCCGCGGCAAAGAAGUAUGCCGAGAAAAAGGCCAAAGAUGCACAAGAAGCAGCAGCGAAGGAGGCCGCCGCGAAGGCAGCCAGGGAGAAAGCAGGGAGCGCAUCGGUCCCUCCCCGAACUCCAUCACCGAAGAAGCCGCCUCCUUCUGGGGCACGGACUACGACGUCCGCCGACCAAGACGAUGCAUAUUCCUUUCGACCAUAUGACAGACCUAGGCGGCCAUAUGGGGGUACGUCAAGCUCAUCAGCGUACUCCGAAUCAUCUUAUGCCCCUUCGCAAUCUACGGCUCGGACUUCGCCUCCACCAUCAACUAGAGGACGGUAUGAAACUAAAGACCCUGAUAAGAUUGUUAUCAAGGCUGUUUUCGAGUUCAACAAUGCGUUUAUCAAGACCCCAGCAGCUCAACUAGUCUCUGGACAGGGACUGGUGUCGGAUGGUCUGGUUCUGCGCAUCACUACUGAAGGGCUGUUUAUUGAUGAUGAUAUCCGGGGGGUGGGUCAGCGAGAGUGGGACGUGAAGGCGUGGACGAUAAAAUUGACGGAGGUGUGGUGCCCACAAUAUGCCUCUCAAAAGCACAACCCACCCAAGCAGAGCUCAUUCUUUGGCCGACGGGAUGAAGGACCAACCUCGGGGGAGUCCGAUGCGUACCUGGUGAAUUUGUUGAAAGUAUGCAAGAACAAAUGUCGCCUUGCGCCGCCAGGACCCCAUUCUGAGAAGCAGGGGCUCCAUGUACUACGAGCUAGCAUACGUGACCAGGAAGGACGGAAAUAUCUCUUCAUCUUGGAAGAAACAGAAGGUUGGAAGGUGGGUAUUGGACUCCAGCGGCUUCGAAAGAGCUCGCUAGCUCGGUCCCUAGGAGUGACGAAUCUAUCGGCCAAUGAGGGCCGCUCAAUACUCGGAAACCUUGGAUAUAUCUAAUUCGCCCGGGUGAUCUUCGAUUCCUGCUUUACGCUACAUAUCAUUCCCCAUAUCACACAUAGCGCGACGUUAUCUCAAGCUCCAGCCUUGCAUAGUGUCAUUGACGACUCGACGUUCGUUUGUACAGAGAUUCCCCCUGUUGUUGAUUGCUCAUGAAGUUGACGAUUUAUUGCUAUCCACAUAUAUCUCUAUUUGUAUAUAAUGCAGCCCGGAAGUUCA